AUGCUUUCUAAUUCGACUACAACACCGACAACAAAUCGUAUAACUAAUUCAACUUCAACAUGGUCUCAUCCACCUCCGCCAAUGAUUUAUCAUUCACAUCCACUAAGUUAUGAAGGCCAAGGUCGUGUAAAUCAAUUGGGUGGCGUUUUCAUCAAUGGUCGUCCAUUACCCAAUCAUCUUCGUGUGAAGAUUAUUGAUAUGGCUGCACAAGGAAUUCGACCUUGUGUUAUAAGUCGACAGUUACGUGUUUCACAUGGAUGUGUUUCAAAAAUUUUGGCACGUUAUGCUGAAACAGGAUCGAUUAAGCCAGGUUCAAUUGGCGGCUCAAAACCACGAGUUGUAACUGCUGAUAUCGAACAAAAAAUUGAUGAAUAUAAAAAUUCAUAUCCACAUGGUACAAUGUUUGUUUGGGAAAUACGAGAAAGAUUAGUACGUGAUGGUGUUUGUAAACCAACAUCAUUACCAAGUUUAAGUACAUUAACACGAAUGCUACGUGAUGCUGGUGGUAAUGUUGAUGGAAGUAAUUUUGCAGAUGAACGAUCAUCAAUAAAUAUGAUCGAACAAAAUGAAGAUUCAAAAGAAGAUAAAAGUAAUGCUCGUUGUGGUACAACAGAUAAAACAAAUAAUAAUAAUACAACAAAAGGUCGUCGUUAUCGUACAAGUUUUAGUCAAGAUCAAAUUGAACAAUUAGAACAUGUUUUUCAACGAACACAUUAUCCUGAUGUACAAGCAAGAGAAGAAUUAUCAAGACGAACUGGUCUUAGUGAAGCUCGCGUUCAGGUAUGGUUUUCUAAUCGUCGAGCUCGUUGGCGAAAAAUUGCCUCUGUUCAUCAUCAACAUCAACAGCAACAACAACAACAGCAACAACAACAACAGACGCAUCAUCUACCAUCUGCUAAUAGUCCAUUGAUGUUUCCCACAGGACCUACAGCAACAAGUAGUGUUAAUAUUCCAGGGCAAUCAACAACAUCAUCUCGUCUACAUUUCACACCUUUCUGUUUACCAACCAUUGAUACAUCCUCAUCAACGAAUAAUCAAUUAUCAACAUCAUCAUCAUCGUCAGUUUUUCAUCCAUCAAAUGAGUGUAGUAGUAGUACAAAUACAACAACUCUUUUAUUUGGUAACCAACAACAACAACAACAACAGCAGCAGCAACAGCAACAGCAGCAACAACAGCAACAGCAACAACAACAACAAUCUCUUUAUGCCCGGUAUACUAAUGAUUAUGAGCAAAUUUAUCGAUCAACGGGAACAUUUCCAUAUUCAGCUGCAAAUCCAAAUAAUAUGAUGAUGCAUGGACAAGUUCUUCCACCACCACCGCCACCACCAACAGCAGCUGGUACACAUUCAGCAUCAUCGUUUUAUACACCAAAUAUGUUUGAUAUUCAUAAUGUUUAUUUGUAA
This is a messenger RNA of Adineta steineri, 1404 nucleotides long. NCBI's taxonomy places the organism in Eukaryota, Metazoa, Rotifera, Eurotatoria, Adinetida, Adinetidae. The record is from the annotation of a GenBank genome assembly.